AUGAUAGUCACCUUGACCCAGCCAGCAUCACAAGAGUCUUCCUCGUUCCCUGCAGACAUCCCAGGUAUACUCCCCGGAAACAGUGUAAACUGGGAUACUCAGAGGCUUCAUGCUACUCAACAUGCAUGUUCAGCAUGGUUCCCCAAGAACAAUGUAACUUGGGGGAACUCAGAGGCUCCAUCUCUCUUCUUCCUCAACACAGUGGCGCAGCAUAACUCUGAUCAACACGACGGAACCUUCUCCAUCUCACUCUCUUCUUUCAAACAUCUAAACCUCUGUCUCAACCUUCUUCUGAUUCGUCUCAACCUUCCACUCGAUGCAACGCUCUGUUUCGUCCUCCCUGUCAUCUCAUCUCUACUUCACAGCGUACACACUCAGGCACCGCCGUGUCAAAUUCAUACACCACCAUCUCCUCCUCCUUUCAUCUCUUCCUCUCAUUCGAUUCGACCUUCCUCAACUCUCAAUUCGUUCGCGGACUCAUCAUCUCCCUGUCUUGUUCGUGGCUGA
Molecule: messenger RNA, 507 nt
Organism: Vicia faba (fava bean)
Lineage: Eukaryota; Viridiplantae; Streptophyta; Magnoliopsida; Fabales; Fabaceae
Source: the annotation of a GenBank genome assembly